AUGCGUCUCAGCGUUGCUUAUGUCGUUGGUCUCGUCAUCGCUCCUGCGUUGGCAGGCUGCCCAUAUGCUCGAGACCUCGGGUUGAACGUUGAUGGCAAUGACAAUCCUCACGUACAUGCGCCACGAGAUGUUGCCUCAAAAAGUGCGGCUGCACCUAUCUCAUCUUCCACGCCCGUCGCUGGCAAGAAAGGUGUCUUCUACAUGAACCGCAUUGGACCCUCAGGAUCACAGCUUUGGAUUUCCAAUGCAGAUGGCACCAAUGCCACAAAAUUGAUGGGCAACCAAGCAGGCGCGUUUGAUUAUCAUCCCACCUGGUCGCCAGACGGGAAGUGGGUCGUGUUUACAAGCGAACGUCGCGGAGCAGGCCAGUCGGAUCUAUACCGUGUGCACCCGGAUGGUAGCGGUCUGGAACAAAUUGUGGCUACAGACAGUGCCGAAGACGCUGGUACACUCUCACCAGAUGGAAACACUCUCGCUUAUGUGUCUACGUAUGGUAACUACACGAUGAAUGUCUGGGUCAAAGACCUUAUGACCGGCAUUGCGCGCAAUCUGACCGAUACCCCGGCGAAUCGAGCCGACAACACCUGGCCCACUGGUCACUAUCGCCCUUCAUGGUCUCCCGAUGGAAAGUGGUUGGCUUUCAGUUCUGACAGAGAUAACGACUGGACAGGACACAGCGAUGGAGUUGGCUGGGAGCACACCCAAAAUCUUGGUCUGUAUGUGGUUCGCCCUGAUGGCACCGGCUUCCGCAAAGUGCUGCACGAAGACGGCUUUGCAUUCGGUACGCCCCAAUGGUCACCGAAUGGCAAGCGCCUGAUUUACAACAACAUGACGAGAGAAAACACGUACUAUGCACACGGUGUUUCCAGUGAGCAGUUGCUAGUGCCUGCCCAAAUCUACAGUGUCGACGUUGCGACCGGAAAGAGUAUCAUCAAACACACUUCCGAUAGCAAACUCAAGGUUGGACAACACUUCAUCGCCAAUUCGACUAAUAUCGGCUACGUCAUCAAGGCAGGCGACUUUGAGGGAAUUGGCUACACCUCCCCCGACAAGACACACAAAGCUUUCAACCUGACUGGCCUCCGCGAGCCUUCGUGGUCCCCCGACGGUUCGAAGGUUGUCUACAACGUUUUCAAUUGGGAUCAGCAAGCCAGUAAUCUGAAGCUUUGGAGCUUUGACGACGAAUGGGAUUACCGCUACAUGGACGUCUUCCCCCUUCACAACCCGGCUUCCAACAGCUUGGCCAUAACUCAAAAGGUGCUCGGAGGAGCCAAUAGCUCCCUUGUGGUCUCAUCGACGCAAUACACAGACCUCGUUGACUCGCUCGACUCUUACGACAUCUAUUCCGCCGACAACAGCACCGAAGUCGAGUGGCUACUGGAAGGUAACUCGGGAGCCUUCCAACCCUCAUGGAGCCCAGACGGGGAUGAACUUGUCGUCGGAUUCGGUGCCUGGUUUGUCACUAGAUCUACCGACACUGCGGCUAUCUACCGCGUCGCAGCCAACGGCUCCUCCCACACCAACAUCACUGAUUGGGAGAACAACGCCGGAUUCCCUGCAUGGUCCCCGGACGGAUCGGCGAUGGUUUACCGACUAUGGAAUCUUGAGACCGGCGCCCCCCAGGGACUCCAGCUUCACAACUUCACAACAGGCUUGACCUCUAAACUGACCCACGGCUGGGAUAACACUCCCGGCUGGUCCCCCGAUGGCGAGCGUAUUGUCUUUACCCGUAACAACAACUGGACCGAAUCCUACGGGGCCCGUUGGUACGCCGAUCGAUUUGAUAUCUACACCAUCCGUCCUGAUGGCUCCGACUUGACCCAGGUCACCGAUAGUCUGGCCAACGACGCACACGCUGUUUGGUCCCAGGAUGGUCGCAUCAUGUGGUCUACGGGAAUGUACGGGUUCAAAGAUGAGAGUGCCCUUCAGGAUAACACCUUCCAGCCCUACGGGCAGAUCAUGGUGAUGAACUACGACGGCUCCGAUAAGCACCUUGUCACCGAUACCCUCUGGGAAGACUCCAUGCCGCUCUACAUGCCAAAUGAGUACCUGGAAUAG
Messenger RNA from Penicillium olsonii, 2058 nucleotides. The record is from the annotation of a GenBank genome assembly. NCBI's taxonomy places the organism in Eukaryota, Fungi, Ascomycota, Eurotiomycetes, Eurotiales, Aspergillaceae.